Messenger RNA from Rhipicephalus sanguineus (brown dog tick), 736 nucleotides. RefSeq lists its product as uncharacterized. The transcript has 5 exons. The coding region runs from base 170 to 571 and encodes 133 amino acids. Lineage: Eukaryota; Metazoa; Arthropoda; Arachnida; Ixodida; Ixodidae. The record is from RefSeq and is a predicted model, not a curated record.
UCCCGGAAACCGGACCUCGCCCUCGCCAUUGCCACACCACAUAUUUCCUCCACCUUCGUCGUGAGACAGUUAUUGUAGCCGCCGUAUAGACGAAAGGCUGUGCCCCGAUCAACCCAGCAGUACAGCAGCUUUUCUGUAAUUUUUGAGCACCGAAGUGAGGCUGGCUAACAUGGCCAGGUGGAACGUGGGAGUAUGCAUAACACUAGCUGUUCUUGUCCCUGUCAAUAUGGCUGGUGUCCAUCAUGAGCCAAUGGAUGCAUUUAGGGCAAUGGGAAACUUUGAAGCCGGCGUCAGCAUCUACACAUCCACCAAUGACCCAGCAUUUAAAUGCCUCACCGCCACUCAAACAGCAUUUGAUCUCGAGGCGAGGACAACCACAUACGUGUGGCAUUUCAAAGGCCAUGACGGCGCAGUCAAGAAGAACGUUACUUUUUAUGUACGCGAGGGACGUGCUCCCCAGGAGGUCACCUAUUUCCUUGACAACGACACAACACUGAUAUAUACUGCAUCCUGCCUGUACACGGACUACUCGAGCUUGCGCUGUCAACAGAGUUCCCUUCUAUGGGCAUGACCAUUGUAUGCUCUGGGUGAAACCUGACGUCGUUCAAGCAAUCCCCCGUCACUGCGUGGACAACUACAAGGUCAACUGUCCGACCAGGUUCCCGACGUAUGACCAGGAGCGCUGUAAUGGGGACGAAUAAAAGCAAACGCAGCGAUGCACUUGCCUUUGCGCUCG